UACUGAUCCUUUGCAUAUCAUCAACCAACACAAAAGCAAUAUACCAAUACCUUGAUCUUUUCAUACAUAUACAGAAGUUUCAAAAGGUUUCUAACUUUCACAAAAAAAAAGAAACAAGAAAUGGCUUUCCUGAGAAAUCUAUUGGGUGCAAAGAAGAUUCUUGGAGCCGCAACAAGCAAAAGGGCAACCUUGGCCGCACCAAAAGGGUUUCUUGCGGUGUACGUAGGAGAGAGCCAGAAGAAAAGAUAUAUAGUGCCAAUCUCAUACCUGAGCCAGCCUUCCUUUCAAGCUCUACUCAGUAAAUCUGAAGAAGAGUUUGGUUUCGAUCAUCCAAUGGGUCGCUUAACGAUCCCUUGUCCUGAAGAUAUCUUCAUCAACGUUACGUCUAGGCUCCAAUGAUGAUGAUCAAACAUAUUGUUCUUCUAGUUAGAGAUAUACUUUGUUCAUUGUAAAUAGAGAAUAAUAUUUUUUCCUCUCUUUCUUCCC
Messenger RNA from Raphanus sativus (radish), 486 nucleotides. RefSeq names its product auxin-responsive protein SAUR21. The transcript has a single exon. NCBI's taxonomy places the organism in Eukaryota, Viridiplantae, Streptophyta, Magnoliopsida, Brassicales, Brassicaceae. The record is from RefSeq and is a predicted model, not a curated record. The coding region runs from base 121 to 399 and encodes 92 amino acids. Gene Ontology annotation, biological process: response to auxin.